Molecule: messenger RNA, 922 nt
Organism: Halteromyces radiatus
Lineage: Eukaryota; Fungi; Mucoromycota; Mucoromycetes; Mucorales; Cunninghamellaceae
Exons: 5
Coding region: 16-912 (298 amino acids)
Biological process (GO): DNA damage response
Molecular function (GO): single-stranded DNA binding
Source: RefSeq, a predicted model, not a curated record
UUUUUUUUUGUUACAAUGUGUGGUAGGUUCUGUUGUGCUCUUUGUACUGAAGAUUUGAAAACAAAAUUAGUGAACAAUGGAUUGAAUGUGGAAAACAAUGACUGGAAAGAUCAAGACAAGUUUCGACCACGAUACAAUGUUGCACCACGAUCGUUCGUACCAGUAGUUCGACAGAAUGACUCGGGUCAACUCAUGCUUCAAACAAUGAAAUGGGGACUAGUACCAUCCUUUGCUAAAACGAUGCCAGAUAUGCAGCCGAUCAAUGCUCGAGAUGAUACUCUAUUGACAGGAUCGCCAAUGUAUGAUAGGAUUAAGAGUGAUAAACGAUGUAUUGUGGUAGCAGAUGGUUUUUACGAAUGGAAAAAGUUGGGCAACGGAAAAAAAGUACCUUAUUAUACACGACGGAAAGAUGGUCAAUUGAUGUUUUUUGCAGGAUUAUAUGACAAGGCCCAUCCACAAGAUUGGAAUGAACCAGUAUUAUAUUCUACCAUCAUUGUCACUACCGGACCUUCUUCCUUUUUUUCCUUUUUGCAUGAUCGUAUGCCUGUCAUUUUGGACAAGAAAGAAGCUUAUCAAUGGUUAGAUCGAUCUAUUCGUUGGUCCAAUGAUUUGAUCAAAUUAAUGAAACCAUUUCAAGGCGAAUUGGAUUGUUAUCAAGUAACGGACAAAGUGGGACCAGUGUCAAAUGAAUCAUCUGAUUUCAUUUUACCGGUGGAUACUUUGAAAGGCUCCAUUUCUAGUUUUUUUGGAAAACAACCAGAAACUUCCUCCAAGAAACGAUCAUCACCAAAUAAAGAUUUCCAGCAAGAUAUCGCAAAGAAAAUCAAGACAUCACCUACAUCCAAAACCUCUCAGGAAAAACAGCAGAGUCAGGAUAGGAAACAUAUUACAAACUUCUUCAAACAGAAAUAAAUCAAAUAGU